Messenger RNA from Effrenium voratum, 2590 nucleotides. Lineage: Eukaryota; Dinophyceae; Suessiales; Symbiodiniaceae. The record is from the annotation of a GenBank genome assembly.
CCGGGGCGUGUUUCCCUCUGCCAGCUUUUGCGGCAGGCACGCCCCUAUGCCGCUUAGCGUGGAGGAGCUGGAAGCUGCCGUGCAGAAGGUCUUGUCCGCUGAGGACAGCCAACAGAGUGUUUUGUGUUUGUCGCCUGUUCUUGAAACGCUGCGGGACCAACAAAAUCUGGCGGCGUCCUUUCUGCCCGGUUUGACCACUGCUGGCACAUCACGGGACUACUUGAGAGUGACGUCUUCUUUCGAGUCGCUCGUGAGAAAGGGCAGCUCUCGGUGGUCCUCGGUGCUUGCAGACCAGCUGCGCGCCGCUGCCGCUGAGGUGAUGCCAGCGAUGCCAAGGCGCCCAUUUGCACGGUCGGAUUUCUCAGACUCGGAGGCGAACCUGAAAUGGGAGGCUUUCGCUCAGGGCCCGGUGCCAGUCUUUCCUGACGAAGGGGACCUGCACGAAGCCUCAGACAAAGUGUCUUCGCCCGCAACGGGAAGUACAGAGGAGCCCAAAGACUCCGUUGAUGUCGAUAUGGAAGAGAUUGACGAGGAACUUUCUUCACCAUGCAUUGCGUGGCUCUCCGCCCUUCUGUCGGCUUUGUUGCCCCUUCUGACCAAUGCCCUGCCACGGGACCAGAACGAGGUGUGCAUCAUACCGCACCCGCAUAAGAUGGAGCAACAAGAAGCCGGAGAAGAUACUCUCUACAUGCACGGCACCACUGGCCGCCGGCCGGUCUUCAAUACCAAGAAGAUCUGCGACAACUGCGGCACCCGUAUAACCGAUCGCCACUAUUAUCACUGUUCUGAGAAUUGUGACAUCGACUUUUGCCAGGACUGCCACACCAGGACGGCAGAGUUGCUGGAGGCGUUCAUGGCGGAAGUCGACGAGGACAACGGCGAGCAUUUGUCCAAGCGAUUGUUCUGGGUGAUUGACAUCACCGAGCGGAUAGGAUGGCACGUCCUUCACUCGAGCGUUGCGGAUCGCCACAGGCUGGCAAAUGAGCUGGCCUUCGAGUGGCCAACCGCAUUGUUCGAGAAGCUCUCACAGGCUGCCAUCGAUGUGGUGAAUGCCCGAGUUGUCCAUGUCCAGGAUGUGAAAGACAUCCAGUCUGACGAGAGGUUCUGGUAUGCAGUCGGUUGGCUUCAAUUCCUGUACAAGGCCAACGAGCUGCCGUGCAAGACCAGGAGAUUGGAAGAGCAGAGCAGUCGCGGUCCAAAGGUUGACUACGAUCGCUUCAUUUUAGAAGGCAUCAACAAGUGCGAGCCCCUUUCGGAGUUUCAACGCUGGCGGAAACAUCCGAGCGCCAAAGUGCCAAACGUCCUGGACAUCCUGCACUUCCAACUCUCUGACGAUUUCUGCUCGUUCCUGACUCACAGCAACCUGGUACCCUUGAACUUUCGAAGGGUAUGUUUGCUCUGUGACGUUUGGGAGCACAUGCAGAACGGACGCAUUGUGCCGCUGCAUCUGGAGGUUCCACGUGAGCCCAAAAGUCUGGUGCAAGCAGUGGUGGAGCGCUUCGGCAGAUGUCCCAGCCAAGCGGAUUUGCGCCAACCGCUGCGGAUUUGUUUCCAGGGUGAGGAGGCUGGCGGACCUGGAGUCACUCGCGAGUUUUUCCAGGUUGCCAUGCGCAGCUUUCUGGAUGGCGAGUUUGAGGGUGAAAAGCUGUUCUCGUACGACGAGCAGUACUGGUUCAACGAGGAAGCGUUGAACUGCGGACAGUGCUUCCAGGCUUAUGGCAUCCUUCUGGGGCAGGCGGUGUUAAACAACACCCAUGUGCCCAACAUCUUCCCUAGAGCUCUCUACGAUCGACUUUUGGAGGAGCUGGAAUCGCCGUGUGCAAGGAAGCUGAGGCUAGAGGACAUCGGCGCGGUGUGUCCAGUCACUGCGAAGAGCCUCCGACAGAUCUUGGAGUACUCUGGAGAGGACAUCGCAGAGGUCUUUGGAGAUUUGGGCUGGCCGCGUGGGAGACAGCUACCUGCUGACCUCCACAUCUCGCAAGCCAACAAGGCCGAUUUCGUGCAGGCGUACAUUGACUGGUUCUUCCACGAUCGAAUAGCUGCCCAGUUGAACCCGCUGUGCGAGGGGUUUAAGUCCAUCCUUGGUGGCUCGUUUUUGCUGCGAACCAUCGUGGAUGCGGUGCAGCUGGAGAAGAUCGUGUGCGGCGGUGCGGAGAAAGUGGACGUGGACGCCAUUCGGUCUGGUGCCGAGAUCGAGGGCUGGACGCCUGAGGAGGAGUCUGACUAUCUUCCAUGGUUCUGGGAGGCGCUGGCCAGUUUCAGCGCAGCUGAAAUGGCUCAGUUCGUGGUCUUCGUGACAGCCAGUGAUCGGGUUCCUCUUCGAGGGUGGCAAGCUUUAGGUCUCAUUGUGCAAAAGAACGGCGUGGGAGAUGACCGCUUGCCAUCAGCGUACACCUGCUUUAGUCAGCUCCUCCUGCCGCGCUUCUCCUCCAAAGAGAAGCUGCGCAGCGGCUUGCUGACGGCCAUUGCGAACAGCGAGGGGUUUGGUCUUCGAUGAGAGGCUUUGCGGCGGAUGACAAGGAUGACAGCCAUGACAGCCUUCCAGGAUUCAUGGCAGAGUUCAGCUAAGCCUGACCUCAAGAACGGAACA